GGACGUUUUUGCACCGCGACGAACCGGCCGGCGCCGGCAAGUCUGUGCUGUGACGGCAGCGAGCUGAUGUUGAGAAAAUGGCUUAAAGUGGAAUAUGCGAGACUGCGAAGGCGCAGGCUUCGACGGCUGCGGAAGCUUGCGGCAGCUGAAGAAGUUAGAUGAAGAUAGUUUAACCAAACAGCCUGAAGAAGUGUUUGAUGUACUGGAGAAGCUUGGAGAAGGCUCCUAUGGCAGUGUGUUCAAAGCCAUUCAUAAAGAAACGGGUCAAGUUGUUGCAAUUAAACAAGUUCCUGUGGAAUCUGACCUGCAAGAGAUUAUAAAGGAGAUAUCCAUAAUGCAGCAGUGUGACAGUCCUCAUGUGGUGAAAUACUAUGGCAGCUAUUUUAAGAACACAGACCUGUGGAUAGUCAUGGAAUACUGUGGUGCUGGCUCUGUGUCCGACAUCAUUCGGUUACGAAAUAAAACUCUCUCAGAAGAGGAAAUUGCUACAAUAGUCCAAUCCACACUGAAAGGACUAGAGUACCUGCAUUUUAUGAGGAAAAUACACAGGGACAUCAAGGCUGGCAAUAUAUUGCUGAAUACAGAGGGUCAUGCCAAACUGGCUGAUUUCGGAGUGGCAGGACAACUUACGGACACCAUGGCAAAGCGGAACACAGUCAUAGGGACCCCAUUUUGGAUGGCUCCGGAAGUGAUUCAAGAAAUUGGGUAUAAUUGUGUGGCAGACAUCUGGUCUCUGGGGAUCACUUGUAUAGAAAUGGCUGAAGGCAAACCACCAUAUGCAGAUAUUCAUCCUAUGAGGGCAAUUUUCAUGAUCCCAACCAACCCACCUCCAACAUUCCGGAGGCCAGAGCUCUGGUCAGACGACUUCACUGACUUUGUAAAGCAGUGUCUGGUUAAGAGCCCGGAGCAGCGUGCUACAGCCACACAGCUUCUGCAGCAUCCAUUUGUUAAAAGUGCCAAAGGAGUCUCAAUUCUGCGGGACUUGAUUAACGAAGCCAUGGAUAUCAAGUUGAAAAGGCAAGAGGCACAGCAUCGUGAACUAGAUCAAGAUGAUGAAGAGAAUUCAAAUCCCCCUUAUAGAAACUUUCUACUGCACAAGAGCAACCGACAAAAAGCCAAGGAAGAAGAUGAAACUGAGUCGGGGACCAUGGUGAGGGCGAGUGGAGAUGAAACUGGUACCAUAAGAGCUGUCAGCACACUGAGUGAUGAAGCCAACACAAUGAUAGAACAUGAUGGUGCCUUAGAAUCCCAGCUGGGUACGAUGGUGAUAAACACAGAAGAGGAGGAUGGCACUAUGAAAAGGAGAGAUGAAACUAUUCAGCCAGCCAGACCGUCAUUCCUUGAGUAUUUUGAGCAGAAGGAGAAUCAGAUCACUACCUUUGGGAAGAAUUUCUCUGGCCAGACAAAAAAUUCAUCUGAUUGGAAAGUACCACAGGAUGGAGACUACGAAUUUCUGAAGACUUGGAAUGUCGAUGAACUUCAGAGGAGGCUUUCAUCCCUGGACCCCAUGAUGGAGCAGGAGAUUGAAGAGAUCCGCCAGAAGUACCAGUCAAAGCGUCAGCCAAUUCUCGAUGCCAUCGAGGCCAAGAAGCGGCGGCAGCAGAACUUCUGAGUCAUGGGUAGAACCUUCUUCCAUCCUCAAACAAUCAGCUCCUUGCUUCUAUGACUACUGAACAGAUCGAUUUCUGUUGAAAUACGCUAGCAAAAUAGAGGGCAAUACUUCUGCUCAUUCGUUUUUCCAUAGCACCUUUGUGAACUCAGGAAUGCCAGUAAGUGAAAAGUCCUGGUGGUAUCUUCUAAUGUCAGAUGUGCAGUUAAAGGAAUUUUGUUGCUGGGUGUAGGGGAAUUGUUUUUAAAUCAAAGGAACAGGUAAAAGUAGGGUAAUGAAAGCUUUUGGUUUUUUUAGUGAAUACACAGACUCAGUUUCAAGCUGUUAACUGUAUCUGUUAAGGUACUGAUAAGUUUUAGGUCACUGAAAAGAGGAGGUGAAAACAUCUACAAACUGUUCCAGCCUUUUGAAAGAAACUUAAAUCUCAUUUUUUCACAAAGCCUGUAAUAAGCCCCAUGCCUUACACCGUGUGCUUUAAGCAAGUGUGGUUUGAUGACCUUGGUUUUGUCCCCUUUCUGUGUACUUUCUGAAUCACUAUGCGUAGAUAAAACAUGUUGUGUCUCCGUCAGAAAUUAUGUUCUAUGAUUUCAAAUCCACACUGACUUAAAACUAAGAGCCAGUUGGUGAUCUGUUGAUUGUCUGGAAUUGUCCUUCAGGGAGACCCUGCUGAUACUGGAGUGCUGGGAAAAGGAAACAGUAUUCAAAUGGGUGGAAUUCCUGUGAACCCCUCUCAGGAAUUAGGUACUUCUGCUGUAUCUGCAAGGUCUGAAUCUCUGCAGUUUGUGAAAUGUUUUGUAGGUUUCACUUCAGGUUUAGGCCUGUAGAAGCUUGAGUAAAGACUUCAUUUCACAGUCCUUCACAUUGCCACAAGGUUUGGCACAUCCAAAAAGUUAGACUGAAAGUAAAGGCUUGGUUGAAUUAACAAAGAUAUGCAUUUAUGGUGGGGGAGCAAAGGCAGAGUUGAUCAGAAUGAGAAGGCAAUUGCUAAUGUCUGGAGAGAUUCAGUCUUCUCAAUUCCAGUUCCUCUGGAUCCUCCUGUGUUCUUCCUUUACUUUCUGUUCUGUUUCCUGUCCAUGAUAGCUCAAUCAGCAGAAAAGCCCCAGUGUGUACGUUCACCAUAAGGACAAUGCAGUCAACUCACACCUGCAGAGUGGAGGAUAAAACAGCAGCGGCAAAGACCCUAGUGCAGGCCAGAGAGUGAGCGGUGCCUCUGCCCACUGGGCUGUAACAGCAGAGGUGUGUAGUCCAGGAUGAUGAAAGAUUUGGAUACAGCAAGUAUUUCUACCAAUUUAUUUCUGCUUUGCUCUGGUAGAGGGAUUAAUUUCCAUCUCAUUCUUCCAAAACAGACCUUGGUACACCACCCAGAUAAAUAAACUAAAAAGCAGUGUCUCCUGAAUCAAAUGCUGCUAGAGAGGCGUUCUUUUCACCUCUUGUUUCUCCUUGGAGCAGGCGCUUGGCUGCUGCUGACAGAUGUGCUCCAUUGCUGUGAAAGAAACCAAGCCAUUUUUACCCCUUGGCAGAGCAGGUUGCAUCACUUCAUCUCAGUUUGAUGCACAACAUGAAUAGCACUGUUUGGGGGUGAGCGCAGCAGCUGUCCCUAGAGAAAGGCAGAUAGUGAGCACUGUCCCUGGGGUGAUGAAGGAAGAGAUUGAACUGGGAUAACCAGCUGUUAGAAAGUCUCAAGUUUUGGGAAAGUUUUAAAUUGAGAAAACUGAGUAUUUAAAGGCUUUACUGUUGUCAUUGAGUUAAAAUCCCUUAGUCUGGACUCUCUAGUGAGGCCCAGUGAAGUGCUGAGUGAGCACCAGGGCUCAUGCAGUGCUCACCUGCAAUCUGUGCAAUACCUUUUGCUCUAAAUGUGUUUAAUAUGAGCAAUACUCACGAGCAUCCUUUGCAUCAAAGAAACUCCUUCUACUUAGAAAGAAGUUCUCCAGUCAGGUGUUGGAUCUUGAAUGGAUCUGGCCUAGCACCUCUGGUGUGACAGAAAUGUGGGUAUGUGUCGUGGUAAAUUUUGCACUGCUUGUGGUGUGGACUGGGCAGAUUUUACCUCUGUGCUGUCUAGGUAACUUUCUAGUGAUUAGAGGGCAUUAGAAAACCCAAGUUUUAGGUGAAACACCACAGAGUGGUGUCUAUUACAGAAUAUGCAACCUGUGACUGCUGUAACUGAAUGUAAGCACUCUUGAAAUCCUCCUCUUUGCUGAUCUGGGUGUCUUAAAAUAAAGCAAAUGAACCAAAACAGGUAAAACUGGUCCAAUGGCUUAACUGCCUCUGAACCUUUGUUAAAUGCUUGCAGUGGCAGAGACUUGAGGUUUCUCUCACCUGGAGCUGGAAUGCAGAGGGAUUACUUUCUGUUUCACUGUUUUUUCAGUCUGUUGGAGAAAAUAAUUCCCUUUUUGUUCCCCUAAGGGAAAAGUUUGUUUACUUGUGAGGCUGCAUUUGUGGACUCCUUAAGUCCAUCUGCAUCGCUGAAAGUGUUCUGGACCAACCAUUACCUUUGCUUCUACCCAGACAUACUGAUGUUAUGUCAGUCAUUUGAGUCUUAAAAAUGUGAAGUUUGCAGCUUUAACUUCUUUUGGUAGCAAAGAAAUUAGCAACACUGGCAUAAAGUGCUGAAAUGCUUGAAAGGCUUGAAAUGCUAUUUUGUAACAUCUGGCUGUUUGUAUAUAAUAGUGUUGGGUCCUUAGUUUGUAUAUGUAUGAAAUAGUAACUUUUACUGCGUUCCUCUGAGUUUGAUACGGGAGAUUUUGGUUGAUCUUUCUCAAAUACCUUGCCUUAUUCAUUCAAAGGGACAAAUAAACUGUCCUUACCUGAAA
This is a messenger RNA of Pogoniulus pusillus (Red-fronted tinkerbird), 4419 nucleotides long. It is a transcript of the gene STK4, whose product is annotated as serine/threonine kinase 4. Gene Ontology annotation, cellular component: cytoplasm. Lineage: Eukaryota; Metazoa; Chordata; Aves; Piciformes; Lybiidae. Gene Ontology annotation, biological process: regulation of MAPK cascade; intracellular signal transduction; protein tetramerization. Gene Ontology annotation, molecular function: ATP binding; protein serine/threonine kinase activity. Bases 95 to 1612 code for a protein of 505 amino acids. The record is from RefSeq and is a predicted model, not a curated record. The transcript has 12 exons.